Molecule: messenger RNA, 2634 nt
Organism: Doryrhamphus excisus (bluestripe pipefish)
Lineage: Eukaryota; Metazoa; Chordata; Actinopteri; Syngnathiformes; Syngnathidae
Product: polymeric immunoglobulin receptor-like
Cellular component (GO): plasma membrane
Molecular function (GO): transmembrane signaling receptor activity
Source: RefSeq, a predicted model, not a curated record
AACUUAAUGCACAUAUUCUCUGUGGUAAUCUUCAGAGCAAAGGAGACACAUCCAGACAGAUGGGGUCUUGCUGAGACACAACGACAUAAGAGACGAAUGUUCAUCCAAGAAGUGCAGAUUUCUGCACCAGGAUGAGUUGGAGAAUGAAUGUCUGCCACCUACUGGUCGUCUGCAUCUUCUCAGCACUGACCAACACAAGCGCCGGCCUCGUCAUCUUUCAAAGAACCGAGGGGAAAAACUUCACAAUCUUGUGGCAAUUUCUAACCAGCGGCACAAAGUACUUCUGCAAAAACCAAUGCAAAGACACGGACAUUCUGGUUCAAACCACCGGCGUCAGCUCUCACAACGACAGACACAGCAUCAAGUAUGAACACACGCCGCCUGUAGGAGGGACCCUCUACGCCACAAUCCUCAAUCUCAACACGGCCGACAGCGGCCGCUACAGGAUGGGGGUGGGAUUGCCUGAACUUCCCGAGUCCUACAGGGACUUUGAGAUCAGAGUUCUUCCAGAACAGCAGUAUCGAAGUUCUGUUCCCAGUCCAGAAGUCCACAUCCACACUGGACCUGCUGGAGGCACGCUGGAGAUACAGUGUCCCUUCCAUGCCUCCUGGAGCACAAAGUUCUUUUGUAAAGGAAACUGUCUGGAUGGACACAUCCUCCUGAGAACCACAGAAAACAGUGCUUGUGUGGACAGGUACUGCGUGGACUUCAGACCGGAACCCUUAAUGAAAAUGUAUCUUCUGGUGGUCACCAUCUCCCAGUUGGACAAGUCAGAUUCAGGGAGGUAUACAUGCGCUGUGGGAUCAUCUCUGCGGUCUGCUUAUAUUCAGGAGUUUGAUGUCAGCGUUUCUGAUGGUCUGCCGCUCGAUGGAAAAGUAGAGUCAGAAGGUAGAAGAGAGUCCUCUGAGAACAGACCAACAGUGCUGGUGUGGCCUUUGGUUCUCGCUGGUGCUCUGGUUCUUCUGAUGAUUGGAGCCGUUCUGCUGUUUCUGUACAAACACAAGAGAAAACCAAACUCAGACGGCCCCAGAUGUGAGUUUUCCACCCAGAACGCUCAGCAGGAAGACACCUACGAAAGCAUUCAAGACUGUGGCACCCGGGCCCUGGAUCAUAGCUACUGUACGCUCAAACCAGCGCAACACAUGCGAUGCUACAGCAACACUUGAUUCUUCAUAUUCCACUUUUUGUUUUUGUCUCUAUGCUUAUUGUGUUUAAUGGCUUCAAUAACUAAGUUACACAGUACAUCUCCUAAUAUGAUCUAUUAAUACAGCAAAAGGGAUGCUAUUAACAGAAUGUCCUGAAGGGGGAGACGCUAACACAGAAAAAAACAUGCACAGCCACUGAGGCACAACAUAUUGAUACUGUAUGUGAUGCUUUCUCCAAUAAUCAAAUACAGCUUUGUUUGUCAGACAAGACAUUCAAUUAAGAAGUAGAUUGUGACACAGUGAGUAAUUGUCUCAUUGGGAGUCAUGGACAUGAUGAAAUGACUGAGUAAGUGAUUAACAUGCACAGUCAUGUACAUUCAGAAGUAAUACUACAAACCUGUGUCCGAAGAUACCAGCCAUCAAUAGGCCUACGCCUUUCCAUGUCAUAGGGAAAAAAUAAUCGAAGUACAGUGACAUACUGAAGAAACAAAAUUAAGAUUUUGAGAAUAAAGUUUAAAAUUUAUGAGAAUAAAGUCGUAACAUUACAUGUCAGAGGGAAAAUGGCGCACAGCUCUUCCAGGAAGUAAACUUUCCUCUUGCUUUUAUUCAUAACAUGGCUGCAAAACACAGCAGUCGAGCAUUUAGCAUAUCUAGCCCUUCUCACUUCCGGGUUCCUUACCGCCACUUCACAUGCCCAAGGCCAAAGGUCACAUAAGCGCCCCCUUUCAUAGCUGUCUCAAGCAAUGCCUGUUAAAAAAAAGUUACGAGUUUGUUAUAAAUUUGUGCAAUUUUUCCUCUUAAGUUUACAACUUUUACGACACUAUAGGAAGAAUGCAAACAAAAACAGCAACAAUCAUUAUGGAAGGCACACUCGCCCAGUAAAAUAUGCGGUUUUAAAAAUAGCUAGCUAGCGUGUCAGGAACACAUCCAUGGUUGUCUCACCAUCACCAUCACUAAUAGUGUACAUGUCCAAUCUGCAAUGAAGCUUGUGGCUCCAGGAUUGGAUUCUCCAGGCAUUUUAGAACUCAGUUAAGGGCGGGAGGACUCGUAACUUUGAACAGCGCAGAUGACACCUUGCUAGACGUGAUUUAAAAAAAAAAAAAAAAAAGAAAAACAGCUGUCUGGCCAUAUUAAGUAAUGGCUGAUCUCUCCCACACGGGGGCGCUAUUGAGGUUUAUUUGUAAAAGCAAGUCAUAGUGUGUUUUUAGUUGGUAAUUUUAAACAUGUAUUCUCGUUUUUUCUUAAACAUAAAACGGUUUUUAAAGUUAUUGUCAAUUAAUUUUUAGGAUGUAAGCUGUGUCCCAACACUUUCAUCCAUGCAUUUCCUUCCUCUCCUGAUGUUGUGUUCCUCGGCAUUGUGUAUUCCAGUCAGAGGCAGAACAUCACUUACGGAAAUAUGCAUCCAUAAUUAUAUAAGCAGCAUAUAUAUGUGUGUGUGUGUGUAAUCAAUACAGGGCUUUCUUUCUCCUUUGUCCUUGACUCCCGUCUG